Molecule: messenger RNA, 1047 nt
Organism: Dermacentor albipictus
Lineage: Eukaryota; Metazoa; Arthropoda; Arachnida; Ixodida; Ixodidae
Source: RefSeq, a predicted model, not a curated record
AUGAUCAAAGCACGUGGCCUUGGCAUCAGAGGGAAGAUGUGCAACUUCAUAGCGGGUUUCCUUGAAGAGCGAAGCUACCAAGUCGAAGUUGGUCACGACGCCAAUGCCAUACGAAUCAACCACGUAGGCGUCCCCCAGGACUCGGUUAUUUCACCGAGGCUGUUUAAUAUAGCUAUGCACCGGCUACCUAAGCGCCUUGCCGAGGUAUCGGGCCUGGAAGACGCGGUGUACGCCAAUGACGUCACCAUGUGGACGCAUCAACGGUGCAUCGCUGAGCAGGAGGACGUCUUACAACAAGCUCUCGACAUUAUUCGCGCCUAUGCCACGGAAACGGGUUUACACACUGCCCCAGAGAAAACAGAGUUUGUCGUCAUUCAUGUUGGCAGGUCUACCUUUGGAAAGCAGGAAGAAAAGCAGUCUUAUAAACUGUGCAUCGGUGACCAACCCAUCACACGGAAAUCUACUAUCCGAAUACUCAGUAUGCACCUAGACGAGAACUGCACAGCGAACACUUGGUUCCAAUGCGUUACGAAGACCAGUAAACCAAUCCUGCACGCUUUACGCAGAAUCUCUACCCGCACCCGUGGAGUAAACGAACAUGAAAUGCGGCAGUUCGCGCAAGCUUUUCUCUUAUACCGUAUCAUGUAUAGGCUGCCGUAUCAUCCAGUCAACCGCACACAGAUGCACGCGCUCGACCGGGUACCUAACGAAGCCAAACGCGUUGUAACUGGACUCCCAAGGUACACAAGUCUCGAAGCGCUUAAAAGUUGGAGCAAACUCAACAACCUGUCUGAGCUCGUAGACAUGCACACCUAUAUGCAAGAGACGAGACUUCGCGCCACAAAAGCCGGGCGACGCACACCCAUGCUCCUCGGGUAUGACGUCCACAAAAUGCCCAUUUUGCCAAACAACACAACGCCGUGGGAAAUCACGGCUCUCACCGAUGGCAGGCCACUUCCUCUCAAUAUGGACCCUACUCAGCGAAUGCAGCGCCUUGCAUAUGCCAAGAGGCAUAUGCAAGGCUACGAGUUCACUCUCCUUGGCUGA